This is a messenger RNA of Dentiscutata erythropus, 949 nucleotides long. The record is from the annotation of a GenBank genome assembly. Lineage: Eukaryota; Fungi; Glomeromycota; Glomeromycetes; Diversisporales; Gigasporaceae.
AUGCCUAACUCAUGUGCUCUCACACCUUUCACCGCAAAAGUUUGCAGAUCCAAACAAGAAAAAGCUAAAAUGGAAAAACGCAUGACAGCUGACUUUGAAACCGAUCUGAGCUUAUUCAUUGUUUCUAAAUACAAUACAAUACAUACCAAGAAACGCCCUUGUAACGUUAAAUCUGCGUGUUACUUCGGAGUUAGGAAAGAAUCUCGAACUAGAUUUUUGGAGGAAUGCUUAAUAGAGUUAUUAAAAACUUCUCGAAAUUUAAAUGAUCCUGAUAUUUGGGAAUUUUUAUAUGCAAAUCUGCAUAAUCUGCAUAAUCCGGAGAUUUCAUUUAACAAAGUAUUCGAUUAUUACACAGAAGAGAAUAAAAAAUCAAAUGACUUAAAUCCUUCAGUAAGAUCAUUAAUAUUUACUCCAAAAUUCUAUUACUGGAAUCUAAUGAAAUUUGGAUCUGAUUCGAGAUUAACAACACGAUGUUUUGAAGAAAUAUUAGACACCUUUGUUAAUUUAGAUAUACAAAUUCAACAAAAUCCCGAUAACGAAAUGUAUCAAUUUUUAUUUAAGUCUACAUGUGAUAUACUUUUUGUAUACUGUAACGUUAAGAACUUUUUCCGUCCUUUACAUUUAGAAAAACUAUCACAAUGUAAAAAUAAUGAUAUUUUAAGCAUAGUAUUUGAACAUUAUUUGCCCCUUUUAUUUGGUAUAGAGAUAACACAAAUUUCAUUACCAUUACCAACAACGGAGGAAUUUUAUAUACAGUACACAUCAAGUUCAAAUACUAAAAGAAAAAGUCCUAAACAAGAAUUGGAAGAUUGGCUUUCAAUACUGCAGGACACAUAUUUCAAAAUAUAUUAUGGAUCAAUUAAUACGACGGAGGAAUUUAAACGAUAUUUAUAUAAUUUUUGUGAUGAAAAAUUACAAGAAUCAAAGUUUUUUAUGAAUAAGAAAAAAU